UCUUGCAGGAUGGGACAAUGGACAGGAAAAUUGGAAAUCUUCAAAUAAUGAGCGAAUUAGAAAAAGGUGGAUUUUCAGGACUUGACACGGAACACGUUGAUAUACAACACAGUAAAUUGGAAGGUAUCAACAAUGAACGGACGGGACAAAGGGACGCUUCAAAUGAAUCGACAACAUUAAACAUUGAUGCGACGGCUAAUAUUGCUGAAACACGUUCAGAAGAAGAGAGGCGUAAGAAUACAGUGCAAAUUUCUACAUACUUUAGAUACUUUAACGCUGGUGCAUGCAUCCCGAUUCUCUUUGUUAUGAGCAUUGCAUUCCUUGCAACACAGGGGUUAUUUGAAUGUGCUGACAUACAUCUUUUAAUCUGGGCAAGUGAAGAGGAAGAUAAAUUUGCUGCUUUAAUGACUCACAAUAAAUCGUUAAUUGAAGCUUUCGUAAACACAUCAGAAGUGACGAUACCGGACGUCAACACAUAUUUUCAUAAAACAUUAUUGGUUACCACCGCAAUAGCUACGAUCUUAUUUGGCCUUAUACGUGCUUUACUGCUCGUAAAUGUGACAUUAGAUGCAUCACAAAAUCUUCAUAACUCGAUGGUUGACAGUUUACUAGCUUCAGGCAUUGAUUUUUUCCAGAAAGACUCUAUCACAGGACAAAUUCAGAACAGAUUUUCCAGAGAUGUAAGACAACUUGACACAACUUUACCUAAAACGCUAUACGUAUUUCUACAGGGAAUUUUUAAACUUAAAAUGAGAGAUUUUUUAAAAUUUUUACGGAUAUGUACAAGCGCAUUAGAAGACCAAAAUCUUUUUUUUUUUAUUCAAAACUUGAAAUAUAAUUUUACGAUUAAAACAUUACAUGGAAUAAAAAAAUUACAUAAAUAG
Ruditapes philippinarum (Manila clam) is the source of this 884-nucleotide messenger RNA. RefSeq names its product ATP-binding cassette sub-family C member 4-like. Gene Ontology annotation, cellular component: membrane. Bases 18 to 884 code for a protein of 288 amino acids. NCBI's taxonomy places the organism in Eukaryota, Metazoa, Mollusca, Bivalvia, Venerida, Veneridae. Gene Ontology annotation, biological process: transmembrane transport. Gene Ontology annotation, molecular function: ABC-type transporter activity; ATP binding. The record is from RefSeq and is a predicted model, not a curated record. The transcript is spliced from 5 exons.